UAACCUUAUGUGUGUUUUGAAAAUAUCUGUAAUAAAUUUAUAUUGUUUGCGGCUACAAGUAUACCAAAUACAUUUAUAAGAUAUGGAGAAACCGGUACAAUUACGAAGGGACUGCCAGCCGUCAGCAGUUCCUCUGAAGAACAGCUAUUACCAUGGAACGUGUGACGAACCAUUAAUCAGUGAAACCAUUGGUGACGUACUUGAUGAGGCAGCAGGAGAAAAUCCAGAUCACGUGGUGUUUCGUACCAAUGAAUUCCAAGAGCAAAUUACGUUAAUUGAACUGAAACGAAGGGCUGGUGAGCUGUCUAAAGCUCUACAAGCUUCCGGAUUACAACGCGGAGAUAUUGUAUUGUUAGUCGGGAUAACGGACAUUGAAUUUUUUGUGUUGUACUUUGCCAUCACUCAAAUUGGGCUUGUUUUCCUGUAUCCAGAGUUAGAUGAACCAGUAGAAAAGGACACAACAAUAUACUGUAACAUGAAACCUGCAGCCAUAUUCAUUGGGAGACAGCAUUCACCUGCAUCUAUUUCAGUAAUUGAUGAUUUUGUGCAAAACCAUAAAAUUCCAGGAAGUGGAUCAGUGUCUGUAGUAUUGGUCAAUGCAUCGAUCCCAAACAGGAACUACAUUGAUUAUAAUAACUUCCUUCAUCUCGGCAAAACCAUCCCAGACAUUGACUUUCUAUCUAGAAGGAGAAAAGUGUCAAUAGACGACGUAGCUGUACUUUUUGUGUCCAGUGGUACAUCAUCAAACGAAAAAAAAACAUCAUGUGCAACACAUCACAUAAUUGUCAAUGUCGCCAAGUUUGGUCACGUUCGUAUGUGCCCACAUAUGUCUAAUGAGGUGAUAGGCGUUCUCAAUCCAGUUAUAGAUGAUGCAGUAUGUCUCCUGCAACUGGUGCGUACAGUUUUAAAUAAAGUUGUGUGUGUAUUGGGAUCACCGUCGAUAACACCUACUCCAGAUGCUACCGAAUCGUUCAUGUCCUAUGUUGAAAAAGAAAAAAUUACUUGGUACAGUGGGAUGCCCUUCGAACUUAUUUUUGCGAUGAAAUCGCAAAGCAGAAACAAGUAUGACUUGUCAAGCUUAAGGGGAGGAGGACUACUUGGACAAGUAACCAAACCUCAAACUAAGGCACAACUCGCUAAGUUAUUUCCUGAAUCUGCAACGCUAUUUGGAGCUACCGAGGCAUUUGCUGGUUUUGCCACUUCAAUUGUGUACUCUACACCAGAGCAACGUCUAUCAACAGUGGGAUACGGUUUUCCACAUUGUGAGAUUAAACUUGUAGAUAGCAAUAAUGUUAUAGUACCAAUAGGCGAGCAAGGUGAAAUAUGUAUACGUGGGUGGACAGUUUUCAAAGAAUACUUAAAUGACCAACAGCUGACAUCUCAGGCAAAAGACUUAAGCAAGAAUGGGUGGUACCAUUAUGGAGAUAUUGGUAUUAUGGACGGGUCAGGUCAUGUGACAUACAUUGGCCGAAAGGCAGAUUGUGUGCGAUAUAAGCAUUUCUCAGACGUUGUAUAUCCAGCACAGAUAUUAUCCGUCAUAGAGUCAAAUGACAAGAUACAGAAUGCAAAAGUUAUAGGAAUACAAAGCGAUGAGAAAGGUGAUGAUAUUUGCCUUUGUGUUGAACCAAAAGAGGGUUGUACUAUCACAGAAAAGGAACUUUCAGAUAUGCUCCAAGACAAACUUCUGGAAAAUAUGCGGCCAGAUUAUUAUUUUGUCUUUGAAGAACUUCCAAGAACGGGUUCGCGUAGAAAGAUUGCUUCGAACGUUUUAAAGAAUAUAAUUGCUGCGAAGUUAAAAGAGAAGACAGGAAAAUAAGUAUGAGAACAGUGAUUACUGUUAACAAAAGAAAGAACAAUAUAUGAAAGUAUGUGUGUAAGGAAAGACGGGCCUUCUCCUGUUUUUACAUUUCUCUGCGAAAUGAAGUUUAAGCUUGGCGGCUUAUAUUGUAAUAACACAAGUCUUUUUAUAUAAUACAGCAACACAAUUUAUGAAAUGACACAUGAGCUUGAGUCGUUAAUUAUUUCCGGUCCUCUGAGAUAUUGAAGCAAAUUCAUUAUCUUUGUUUAAGGGGCGUGACAUAUGCCAUUACCUUCCGUGGAUGGGCUCAAUCAUACCGAGUAUUCCAUUAUUCAAGGAAAAUGCAUCGUUGAUUCAAUUUAUUAUUUUUAAGGUAGUUCUAUUACUGAAACCAUUUUCAUUUUUUAUCGGAAAAGUUAAAAUAAUGAAUUUGAUUUUUUGAACUAUAUGUAUUUUGCAUCCAUGAAACUGUUUGCAUAUGUAUGUAUUUUACUUGAAUGUAUUAUUGUUUGACAUAAUUUAGGUUUAUUGUAUAUGCUUUGCUAUUUGUUACACUAUAGAGUUUUUAUGUAGAUGUUAAGAAAUGUGAUUCUUUUGUACGUUUUUUAUUUUGUUGUGUAUGUUGUCCUGGAUCCUAGUGCGCGUCCGUCUCCCAGUCCCUGUGUUUGUUUAUAUAUUCUGAACACAGUUCACUGGUCGAUCGUAUUCUGUAUAUGUGUUAUUGUACUUUACACGUAUAGGUGACUGAUAUAGUUUCUUACAGAUUGGCCAUUGAGCUGUUUCAUAUACGUGGACAAACUAUGUAAAACGUAUAUAUUUAGAUCGCGUCCAUUUACCGUCAUGUUGAACUGGGUACAAAAACUGUUCUAUUUGUUAAUGACCGCCUCUUGUGAAGCCAUCUCUGAAUUGUACCAAAGUAUAGUUAACUCUAAAUUUGUGUUUUAUACAAUGUUUUAUACAGUUUUACUAGUAUGUAAUGUCACAUACUCUAAACAGGGAAAACCUGCAUGUAUAUCUCCAGUUGUAUUUGUAGUUGAGAAUGUCUAUUACUCUCUUAUUGUACAGUUUCUUCUCAUGCUAUGUGGCGAUAUCGAGGUAAAUCCAGGACCUGAGACAGAACAUGACUGCCUUUCAAUUUAACACCAAAACAUACGUAGUAGAAGGGAUAAACUCGAUUAUAUCAAAGAUCACUAUCUCGACUUUAAUAUACUAUGUUUUACAAACAGUAAAUUGUCUUUUGAUACUGCUGGUGAUUUCUUAAAGUUAGACGAAAUAUGAUAAAAUGUAUAGAAAGGAUAAAACUGCUAUCUCUGGUGGAUUACUUAUGUACGUAGCUUCACACAUCCAGUCCUGGCGUCUUUCAGAACUGGAAAACAUUCUUCCGGAAUCCAUAUGGAUAGAAAUCAAAGAUUCUUCUCAAACAUUUUUAAUUUGCAAUUUGUAUCGUCCACCCCCAUUCGACCGUCGAAUUCUGCGAUAGAAUUAACAUUUGUCUUGAUAAAGCUCAUGAAGAUACCAAUAAAAUAGCUGUAGUAACGAAGAUCAUAUGAAUUUGACUAAUAAUAAAGUUCGAGAUAUACUGCUCUUGAAUAAUAUGACAAAUGUAAUUAACGAACCAACUAGAGUAACUGACAACUCUCAAACGUUAAUAGAUCCUAUAGCUCUAACGAAUAAUAUUACAUGUCAUCACUCUGGUACACUGAAGACACACAGAAACAUUAGCGAUCAUUUCGGAACUUUUGCAUACAUUAAGGUAAACAUAAAUCUAAAUAGUCCUUUCAAGCGCAGAGUAUGGUACUACAAACGAGCAGAUUUUAAAGCAUUUAACGAGAAAAUUCGUGUAACAGACUGGUCCUUUUUGUUAUCAAAUGAUAAUAAUACCGCAACAAUUGAGUUCACUGAUAAAUUUUCAGAACUUGCAAAAUCGUGUAUUCCAAACAGGUUUGUAACAAUUAGACCCAACGAUAGACCGUGGUACAAUUCAGAAAUACGGAAAAUCUCCCGUAAACGCGAUAGACAAAAACGUAUAUCUCUUACUACAAAGAAAAUCUCAGAUUGGAAUAAUUACAAAUUAUUUAGGAAUAAAGUUAACAACAUGUAAAAAACAUGCAAAAGCAAUAUUUUUUAACAAUAUUGAAUUUACAAUAAAUGAUGUAAGCUCUUUGAAUCCUCAUCAAUACUGGAAACUAGUAAAGCUGUUAGUAAAGGAAAACUCAUCAAAUUGUGACGUAAUACCACCACUCUCAUCAAACAAUGGGCCGUUUGCGACUUCGGAUUUAGAAAAAGCUAACACACUAAAUGAUUACUUCGCGUCUAUAUCAACUAUUGACGAUUCUCAUUCAGAGUUACCUAACUUUACACUAAAAACAAACGAAACAUUCGGCGAUAUUAAUGUAUCAGACCAAGACGUAAUUGAUGUUUUAACUAAUUUAGUUACUAAUAAAGCAAGUGGACCGGAUGGAAUUAGUCAUCGAAUGCUGAAAUAUAUACAAGUUAUUCUUUCUGUAGACCGCUAAAAAUGCUAUUUAACCGAUCCAUACGUACCCAAGUUGUUGGAAAGGGGCAAAUGUAAUGCCACUUUUUAAAAAGGGUGAUAGGUCCAUUCCUUCAAAUUACAGGCCUGUGUCCCUGAUUAGUUGUGUUGGGAAAGUUAUGGAAAGAGUGAUGUUCAAGUACUUUUAUAAUUACCUAUUUAUGAAUAAUAUUUUAUACAAACAUCAGUCUGGCUUUUUACCUGGUCACUCAACAGUGUACCAAUUAAUUGACAUUUAUAAUCAGAUAUAUAAAGUCUUUGAUGACAAAAAAUCAACGUGUAUAGUAGUCUGCGAUAUAAAUAAAGCUUUCGAUAGAGUUUGGCACAGGGGACUUAUUUCAAAUUAAAACAGUAAGGGUUUAGCGGAGAUAUCAUAAACUGGAUUUCUGAUUAUCUAUAUAACAGGCGACAAAAAGUCUUUGUAGGCUCAACAUUUUCAAGUGAAAAACAUAUCAACGCCGGCGUGCCUCAAGGGUCGGUUCUUGGUCCUCUUUUGUUCUUAAUAUACGUCAAUGACAUAGCAGAUUCUCUAGUCAGUUUUACCAGGUUAUUUGCAUAUGGUACGUCCCUGGCUGUUAGUUCGGAUGACGCUAAUUAUAUAGGAGCUACCAUCAAUCGCGAUCUUCAAAUCUUGUCAAACUGAGCACAACAAUGGCUUGUGCAUUUUAACCCAUCCAAGACAGAAGUUAUUUACUUAUCUUUGGCUAAAAAUAAUAGAAAUCUUCCUUCACUUUACUUACAGAAUACCCAGUUAACUUAUGUUCAGACACAUAAACAGCUAGGCGUCACACUAAACGACGAUGGAACUUGGCACAAGCAUAUUAUUUCUGAUAUAGCAAAAUCAGCGAGUAAGGUUUUAGGAACUAUGCAUAUGUUAAUGUUUAAACUAAAACGGAAAACUCUAAACCAAAUUUAUAUAUCGUACCUAAGACCAAUUCUAGAAUAUGCACAGAUAGUUUGGGAUAACUGUACACUAUAUGAGAAACAAUUAUUAGAUAAAAUACAAUAUGACGCGGCAAGAACUGUUACUGGACUUACUAGAUCAGUCUCAAUGGAAUUGCCUUUGAAAGAAAUAGGUUGGUCACAUUAAAUGAUAGGAGAAUAAAGCAAAAACUACUUUUAGUGUACAAAUACAAAAAAUGGAGACUUACCAAGUUAUCAAGUUAUCUGAAAGAAAAAUUUCUGCCUACAGUUUUUGAAUCUAUUACCUAUAACUUGCGACAUAAUGAUGAUUAUGCCACUCUGGCUCGCCGGCUCGAAAUAUAUUCUAGAUCAACCAUACCAUCAUCUAUCAAAUUGUGGAACGAAAUAAAUGUAAACAUACGGAACGCUUAUACUUUAUCUUCAUUCAAAGUAACCUAAACGACAAGUUUAAAGCACCCCAAGUACCUUCGUAUUAUCUCUUAAGAGAUCGUGUUUUCCAGGUCCACCAUGCUAGCUAGAAUUAGGAACAGAGAUUUUCUAGAAAUAACUAAAUAAACUUCAGUAACGUGGUUUAUUUCUGUCUAAACAUACUUAGAGUAGGGACAGGGUGGGACGCGCGCGGGGGCCGGGAUAGCUACAACCUUGUAGAAGGGUAUAAAUGGUAAUCUCCUUUGUUUGUUUCUUUCCUUAAUUCAUGUGUUGUAUGUGUUUACAAUGUCUUUUCUUUCGGAAGCUAAUAUUUAUUUAUUUACCAUUUAGUAUUUUUUUUUUGUCUUUUCAUUUUGGAAUUUUUUUUUCAUUUUUAGCAUUCAUGGUGUAUAAAUAGCCUGACGACAAUACAAAAAUCUUCUAAGUCUUGUUCCUUAUGUCUGACUAUAGAGAAGGGCCGUCCGUUAAUGUUGGUAUAACUUGUGGCCCAACCCGUUUGCUUUUGAUAUCAACUUUAUUAAUACAUGUGUUUAUUCUUUCUUUUGUUUGUUUGCUGAUUUAUUUGCAUGUAUUGUAUAGCUUUGUAUUUCCGUAUUUCUUAAGCAAUAAAAUAUGAUUAAACUA
This is a messenger RNA of Mercenaria mercenaria, 6308 nucleotides long. RefSeq names its product medium-chain acyl-CoA ligase ACSF2, mitochondrial-like. Bases 83 to 1816 code for a protein of 577 amino acids. Lineage: Eukaryota; Metazoa; Mollusca; Bivalvia; Venerida; Veneridae. The transcript has 18 exons. The record is from RefSeq and is a predicted model, not a curated record.